GCCGUGCUGGGCCAUAGGCUGUGGUAGACAUGCAUUUACCUAUAUCCGGGUAAGGGAGGAAAGGAAAAAAAGUUCUUUCAUUUAACCCUGAACAAAAACUUUCAAUUUGAAAUCACACCGCAGCGGCAGGCACAGGCAGUGAGACAUUACCAGUUUUUUUUCUUCUUUUGUUUUAUGUCUCAGCUAGAACUUUACGAUUUGCAGAGGUUGCGGUUUUAUUUCAGUAUCAAUUUUUGGUUUUGCUUCUGCUUGCAUGAAUGAUAACUGAAAACAUAUUGAAAUGAAAUGUCAGUGCAAGUAGCGGCAGCUCCUGCGACUUCAAACAAUAAAAGCGCGAGUUUAUCAAGCAGUUUGAGUCGGGAUUUAGACACUGUGAAUUCGGGAAAAGCACCGAGAUCUGGAUCAAUGCUGUUGGGAUUUGGAGAUGGGACUGGCACUAAUAUAGAUCACCAUUACCAUGAAAUGAGCACGACCAAUACAACUGCUGCUGCUUCUACAAAUACAAACUCAGACCCGAGAGAGAAAGCAGGUGGGAAUAAUCAUCAUAAUAACAAUAGUAAUAAUAAUAAUCAUAACAACAAUAAUCACCGUCACCCAGCUCUGACUGCUGCUGCUGCUUCGAGUAUGGAGACGGGUUUGAUAGCGAAUCAUACACUGAAACAUGUUGGUGUCGGAGAUCCCCCUCGUCCGGCUCACCGCCAUAUACCAGCACCGCCGCCGCAGCAAUUUAAUCAAAUUCAGAAUAGCAGCAGCCAGGCACAGGCACAAGCCGAACCGGAGAACCAGCAGCAUCGAGGGAAAGACAAUCUUCUCAGAAGUCAGCUAGCGCAGCAGCAGCAGCAGCAAAUGCUGAAUAAAAGUGAGGAGGAAGCGGAGGAGCUGCCCUGCAAACCGGCGGAUGAGAUGGGCAGCAAGUACGAGCACGCCAGCUUGGGACCCCCGAACAACAUAAACAACCAACAAAGUACUAAUGCAGGGAACAGCACUGGUUCAGAGUGUCAUCUUUAUUAUGGCAAUGUGAGAGGGGGGCCUCGCUUUGAUCAACAUGGCGGACAACAAAGCACUGGGAUGGGGAUGAUGCAUCCUUCAGCUCACAACAGCAUGGAUCCCUCGCAAAACUCCCACGAAGGGUACCAGAGCAGCCAGUACAAUCACUACCCGAACUACGGCCCGGGCUACGGCACGCUGAGCUCUCCGAGACAGGGCAAUAGCAUGGGCCCGGGCAGUAAUACUAUUGCUGCUGCUGCCAGUCAUCAUGGCAAAGCGACUACUAUGGCAGCUACUGCUCAUAGUAAUGUCGGGGGGUUUCACAGAUUUGCAGGACAAAGCCAGCACCGUUCAGGGGCGACCCCGACGCUGAACCAGCUCCUGACAGCCCCCAGCCCAAUGAUGAGGGGCUAUGGCACUAGCUAUCCAGAUUAUAACAGCCCUAGCACACACCUUCAUCAUCACCAUCAGCAGCAGCAGCCACCUGGACUGGGCAUGGGCAGAGACAUGAGUGCACAGUAUGGGUCUGCAGCCCCGGGCUGGGGAGUACAAAGAACGCACCCAGCGAUGAGCCCAGGGAACACCAUGAGUAGAGCCCAGACCAGUGCAAUGGAUCCAAUGGUGGUGAAGCGAACACAGCUGUAUGGGAUGAACAGCAACCCCUAUUCACAGCAGCAGGGCGGGUCCUAUCCAGGCCAGCAAUACAUAUCCCCCCCCCACAGAUACCCAAUGGGAAUGCAUACCGGGAACCAGGAAGGAAUGGGCGGAAUGCAGUACCCACAACAACAGAUGCCUCCUCAGUAUAGUCAGCAAGGCCUGCAGUUGUACUACAGCCCCCCACAGCAGCCAGCGGCACUGGCACAGCCAGCACACAUGCAGCAGAAGCUCCCGCCCCAGCAGGGUGUUUCUCAUGAAGGCUAUGGGAACAGAAGCCAGCUCUCCAUGACUCUAGGAAAGCCAAACCACGUGGACAGGAGUCUAGUACAGCAAGAGAAACCGUCCAGGAGUCUAGUACAGCAGGAGAGACCAUCCAGGAGUCUAGUACAGCAGGAGAGACCGUCCAGGAGUCUAGCACAGCAGGAUAGACCAUCCAGGAGUCUAGUACAGCAGGAGAGACCGUCCAGGAGUCUAGUAAAGCAGGAGAGACCGUCCAGGAGUCUAGUACAGCAGGAGAGACCGUCCAGGAGUCUAGUACAGCAGGAGAGACCGUCCAGGUGUCUAGUACAGCAGGAGAGACCGUCCAGCUUGCCUGACCUGUCUGGUUCCAUCGAUGACUUGCCCACAGGAACCGAAGCCACUCUGAGCUCUGCUGUCAGUACCUCGGGCUCAGAGCAGAGCAACCCGUCGCAGUCUCCCUUCUCUCCCCAUGCCUCCCCUCACCUCUCCAACAUGUGCAGCGGCCCCUCUCCCUCCCCAGUGGGCUCUCCCGUUGGGAGCAACCAGUCCAGGUCUGGUCCCAUCUCUCCUGCGAGUAUUCCAGGCAGCCAGAUGGCCGCUCAGACUUCGGGGCUGCGGUCUGAUCCUGGGUCACACCCUACAAUCAACCAGACCCCAGUGUCUCAGGAGAGAGGUUUCCUGCCUGGCAUGCUGCGGAACCCUCUGAUGUCCCAGCAUGCAACUCAGCCACCUGGACCCUCCAUGUCUCCACACCCUUUGCCUGGAGGCCAGGUGCAUCCUGGGAUGGGUCCAAUGUCCCAGCAUGCAACUCAGCCAUCUGGACCCUCCAUGUCUCCACACCCUUCGCCUGGAGGCCAGGUGCAUCCUGGGAUGGGUCAAAUGUCCCAGCAUGCAACUCAGCAAUCUGGACCCUCCAUGUCCCAACACCCUUUGCCUGGGAUGGGUGCCUACCAGCAGGGUGGCUCCAGUGGCACUUAUGGGCCUCAGAGUGGACACUAUGGACCUCAAGGUAACUAUCCGAGGCCGCCAAAUUAUGGAGGGGCACCAAGUGCCAACUACAGUGGAGCAGGUCCUGGCAUGAGCAACAGCUUGGGUAUGAACGCCAGCAGCCCGAUGCACGGGCAGGGUCCUGGGCAGCCCUGUGGCUCCAUGCCCCUGGGCCGGGGGCCAGCGUCAGGCAUGGCCAGCAGACCGUACCCUGGAAGCAUGAGCAACAUGACUCCCAACUCUCCUAGCAUGCCUCAGCAGGCUGUCCAGGGGAUGGGCCCCCCUCUGCCCUCCAUCAACCGCAAGGCUCAGGAGGCCGCCGCUGCCGUCAUGCAAGCAGCUGCUAGCUCCGCCCACAGCAGGCUGGCAUACGUUAAGUCACCUGUCUACUCCAGCCAGGCUGGGUCCGGGGGACGGGGCAUGUUCAUGCAGCAACACCCAAACUACAGUCAGGCUCCCAUGGUGCACCAGCCAGACCAGUGCAGGCAAAGCAGCUACCCCAGUAUGACUCAAAGUGGCAUGAUGGGCUCAAACUCCUGCUACAGCCAGCCCAUGAACAACAACUCAGGGGCGAUGAACCCACAAGGCCCUGCCUACAACCUGGGCAGCAGCUCUGCAGGUCUCAUGGGUCUGGCAGGGGACAUGAUGAAUGCUGCUGACCCAAAGCUGCCCCUGAAACCAGAGAGUAAAGAGGACAGCAUCCCUUCACUGGAGUCCAAGACCAAGGUAUCCUCCCUUCAGCGUGUGGACAGCAUCCCUUCACUGAAGACCAAGGUAUCCUCCCUUCAGCAUGUGGACAGCAUCCCUUCAUUGGAGACCAAGACCAAGGUAUCCUCCCUUCAGCAUGUGGACAGCAUCCCUUCACUGGAGACCAAGACCAAGGAUAGCCCCAGCUCUCAGGGUAUUUCUCAGCCCCCUACCCCAGGCAGCCUGCCUGUCCCUUCCCCACUGUCCCCCUGCACCGCUAGUAUCUCCUCAUGUCAUGGAGAUGAAAGUGAUUGCAUUAGCAGCCCGGGCUGGCCAAAGACCCCAGCAAGCCCUAAGUCCAUCUCUUCCACCACCACUAACGAGAAGAUCAGCAAGCUGUACGAGAUGGGCAGCGAGCCCGAGCGCGGGGUGUGGGUGGAGCGCUACCUGGGUUUCAUGGAGGAGAGGGGCUCGGCUGUCCUUAACCUGCCAGCUGUGGGGAAGAAGCCCCUGGACCUCUGUCGACUCUACAUGGCAGUUAAAGAAAUCGGUGGCCUGGCCCAGGUUAAUAAAAGUAAGAAAUGGCGAGAGCUCUCCAGCAUCCUCCACAUGGGCACCUCGAGCAGCGCGGCCAGCUCCCUGAAGAAGCACUACAUCCAGUACCUGUUUGCCUUUGAGUGUAAAGUGGAGCGCGGAGAGGAGCCGCCACCCGGAAGCUUCUCUAUGGGACACAAUAAGAAGCAAGCCAGGAUCCAUCCGCCAUCUCCUGCCAAUUCAGGCUCCUUGCAAGGCCCCCAUACCCCACAGUCAACUGGCAGCAGCUCCAUGACUGAAGCUCCAGGAGACCUCCAGCCUCCAGCCCCAGUCUCCGCAGCACAUGGGCAGAUGCCACCCCUGCAGGGUAACAGAAGCAGUGCGGUCAGCGUGCAGGACCCCUUUUCAGAGAUCAGUGACCCUGCAUUCCAGAAGCACAGCACUCCGUACCAGCCUGGGGUGAACACGCCGGAGGGGAUGAUGAGGAUGCACUUUGAAUCCAGUAAGGGUCCUCUUGGUGGGAUGAGAAAAGUGCCUGGAAACAGUGAGCCUUUCAUGAGUCCAGCACAGCUGUCCAGCAGUGGGAUGCAGGACAUGUACAGCCGGCCCCCCUCAGGCGGGAUGUCCAGUCUGGGGAUGGGGCAGAGGCAGCAGUACCCCUAUGGGCCAGGGUAUGACAGGAGACCAGAUCACGGGAUGGGCCCAGAAGGUAGUCUGCGGCCCCCUGGUGGUCAGAGUAAUAUGGUGCCUUCAAACAGUGACCCCAGCAUGUACUCUCCACACCGACACCCUGGCCAGCAAAGACAUGACCCCUACAGGCAGCAGUACUCAGGACAGAGCACUCCCUCCUCACAGCUUCCAUAUGGAUCACAUCAGCCUGCCUUGUUCCCUCAGCAACAGGGCUAUAAACGUCCCAUGGAGGGCAUGUACUGCCCCCCAGCCAAGCGCCACGAAGGGGAAGUCUACAGCAUGCAGUAUGGCAGCCAGCACCCCGACAUGUACAGCCAGUAUGGCAGCAGCUUCUCUGGGCCCGAGCGGCGGCCAAUUCAGGGACAGUAUCCAUACCCUUACAGCCGGGACAGGCUGCAGAUAGCUGGGCAACCCCCCCCACAGCAGCACGGGAUGCUGAGCAGUGCCCUCCAGCACACCUCCAACACUGGCGCGGGCCCCCAGCAAAACACGUGGCCCUCCAGGACUGCUCUGCCUUAUCCCUACACCAACAGACAAGGACCCGGGGGAUCAUCCCAGGGACCCAUCUACCCUGGUAUGGGCAGGGAGGAUGAGAGCGUGGUUCCUGACCAGAGGCUAAACCCAGAGAGCCAAUGGCCAAGUCACAUCAACCAGGGGCAGUCCCCCUACCUGCCCCAUUCCUCCGGCUGCCUGCCCUCCAUGACCUCACGGCCCCCCCAGCCCUCCUAUCAGACUCCUCCCUCUAUGCCAAACCAUAUCUCCGGGGCGCCUAGCCCUGCCUCCUUCCAGCGCUCCCUGGAGUCCCGCGUGUCCCCCAGCAAGUCGCUCUUUCUACCAGCCAUGAAGAUGCAGAAGGUGGGCCACCCCGCCCCCGCGUCCCACGUCAGCAGCCCCGCGGUUCAGCCACCAGUCGACAGGUGUGAGAUAGGCUUUCCCCCUGGCUCUGCGGAGGCAACUCAGCCUGUCCUGAAGCCACGGCGCAGGAUCACCUCCAAGGACACGGCAACCCCAGAGGCAUGGCGUGUGAUGAUGUCUCUAAAAUCCGGUCUCCUGGCUGAAAGCACAUGGGCUCUAGAUACCAUUAACAUCCUUCUGUACGAUGACAGCACGGUCGCCUCGUUUAACCUCCUGCAGUUACCUGGAUUCUUGGAACUCAUGGUUGAGUAUUUCAGAAAAUGCCUGAUUGAAAUAUUCGGCAUCCUAAAGGAAUAUGAAAUUGGUGCUCCAGGCCAGAAGGCUCUUCUUGAACCGGUUUCCAUUAAAAAGGAGAACAUUCAGGUCGAAGCGAUUGAUUGUGGGACAGAGGAGAAUAAAGCAAACUGCAAGGAGGAGCAGGCUCAGGAACCGGAUGAGCCCGAGAGAUCUGAGAUCGACAAGGAAGAGGAGGCAGAGGCAGAGGAACAGGAAGAGAAGAGGGGGGUCGAUACUGGACAGGAGACCUUGGACAAGCCUGAGGAGAAGCCAAAGCAAGCCAGUAAGUUCGACAAGCUGCCCCUGGAGCUGGUGGAUGCAGAGGAUGACUUUGUGGUGGAACGCUCAGAGCAGCUGGGACACGUCCAGGAGUUCAGCAGCGGGCUCCUCCAUUGGAAGAUCGGGGGAGGAGACUCCACUGAACACAUCCAGACCCACUUUGAGAGCAGGGUGGAGGUGGCGAUGAGGGGGCGGCAUGGGGACUCCUGUGCCAACCCAGACAAAGAGCACAAGAAAAACGAGCAAGUGGAAAUGGAGGAAGCAGUGUCAGAAGAGCAAGUGGAGAACAGCAUCACGGCAACCAUCGAUGAUGUGCUGAGUGCCCGCCCUGGAACUCUCACGGAAGGCAAUCUGUUUCCCACCUCCACACACCCUGACCAGCCGCCCUCACACAUUCGUCAAGCCAAGAGCCACAGAAACAUCAAGCUUCUGGAAGAUGAGCACAGGACUCGAGACGAGCUGCCUCUGUCCACCAUCGCCAGCUGGCAGGACUCUCUCACCAAACGCUGCAUCUGCGUGUCCAACAUUGUGCGCAGCUUAUCCUUUGUGCCGGGAAACGAUGCAGAGAUGUCAAAACACUCUGGGCUGGUCCUGAUCUUGGGGAAGAUGGUCCUUCUGCACCAUGAGCAUCCCGAGAGGAAGCGAGCCCCCCAGACCUACGAGACCGGAGAGGUGCAGGACAAGGGACUGGCGUGCAGCAAGGACGAGUGGUGGUGGGACUGCCUGGCAGUCCUGCGGGAGGACAGCUUGGUCACCUUGGCUAACAUUGCUGGGCACCUGGACCUCUCUCUUUACCCACAGAGCAUUUGCCUGCCCAUCUUGGAUGGGCUACUCCAUUGGAUGGUCUGCCCAUCAGCCGAGGCCCAGGACCCCUUCCCCCUGGCAGAGCCGAGCUCAGCCCUCACCCCCCAGAGACUUGCACUGGAGACCCUGUGCAAGCUUAGCGUCCAGGACAGCAAUGUGGACCUCAUCCUGGCGACCGCGCCCUUCAGCCGGCUGGAGAAGCUGUACGCCACCUUGCUUCGUUUUGUAGGAGACCGCAAGAACCAGGUCUACCGGGAAAUGUCCGUAGCCAUUUUAUCUAACCUUGCCCAGGGAGACACAUUGGCAUCACGGGCCAUAGCUGUGCAGAAAGGAAGCAUUGGGAACUUAUUAAGCUUCCUGGAGGAUGGGGUCACCCUGGCACAGUACCAACAGAGCCAGCACAACCACCUCCACAUGGAGCCGCCCAGCAUCAACAUGAUGUGCAGGGCAGCAAAGGCUCUUCUUGCCAUGGCCAGGGUGGAGGAGAAUCGCUCAGAGUUUGUUUUGUUUGAGGGACGGCUGCUUGACAUUUCCAUAUCCUCUGUGCUAAACUCCACAGUGGCCUGCAUCAUUUGUGAAGUACUCUUUCAGAUUGGACGCUUAUGACACCAGUGGGAGGCCAAGCAUGUGUGAAUAGAGACAGAAAAACAGGUCACAUAUAAUUGGCUCUAUAUAUUUUGUAUUUAAACAAAUAAUAAUAAUAAUAAUAAUAAUAAUAAUAAUAAUCAAAGAAGAAGAAGAAUCUUGAUGUGUCUCAUUGGUAUUUCUGAGGGUUCCUCUUAAUUUAUUUUUAGAUUUUUUUUUAAAUGUUUUUUUAUACAGAUGUUUUGUUUUGUUUUCUAAACAUACAUAUUUAAAUUGUGUCAAAAAUUGUACAACUCAGUUCUUGUGUCACUUACAGAAAACAAAUCACUGUUCUGAUUGAGACAAGGAAAUAUAUGCCCCUCCCAAAUUGCUGUGCAACAGGGAAAUUGAUUGUGGGUUUAUUGUUUGGCAAUACACCAAUCUGUGCACCAAGGGGCAGUGUUGCAUGGGGGCCUGGCAGUUAAAAAACAUCUGGAUUUUCUAAAUAAUUCACUUCAAUACUGUCAUAGACACAUCCCGUUUGGACCUCCUCAAUAUGAAGGUCUCAAGGGGUUUCUGAAGUCAUGUUGGGUUUGUUUGUUUUGUAUGGCCUAUGGCUCAUGGUGUGUAGAAGCUGUGCAUUGAGGGCAGCCUCAGUUCUUUUUUGUUAGAAUAUGGCUUUUUCCUCUCUCACCCCCACCCUCCAAAGCUGUGCUUACUACAAAAUGAUGGUAGUUUUUAAUUGUUAUUAUUGUUACUAGAAGUCUAUUAUUCUAUUAUUAUUGUUAUUAUUAUUAUAAAUCUGUUGUUAUUUGGGCCCUUUCUCCUACCGAGGGUCUUGUAUGUAAGAAGUCAAGCUCAAUUGAUCAAGGUGUGGAAGUGAUUAUUUACAAGCAGUUAUUAAAUAAAAUGAAGAUCACAGAUCUCAAAGAUUUCUUCAGCGCUGCAAAUCAGCAUAUUUCUACUUCAGAUAAUGUUGUUUAAAAAUACAACCUUGAUGUAAAUUCUUUCUUUCCCUGUGGCUUAAUGAAUAUCAUUUAUUCAGUAUAACGUUUAUACUAUCUGUUCCACAUGUUCAAAGUAAAUGUAUAUUAAAUCUUGUUACACACCUU
This is a messenger RNA of Polyodon spathula (Mississippi paddlefish), 8732 nucleotides long. RefSeq names its product AT-rich interactive domain-containing protein 1B-like. The transcript has 22 exons. Gene Ontology annotation, cellular component: nBAF complex; nucleoplasm; SWI/SNF complex. Gene Ontology annotation, biological process: chromatin remodeling; regulation of transcription by RNA polymerase II; positive regulation of DNA-templated transcription. Gene Ontology annotation, molecular function: nucleosome binding; DNA binding. The record is from RefSeq and is a predicted model, not a curated record. The coding region runs from base 286 to 7662 and encodes 2458 amino acids. NCBI's taxonomy places the organism in Eukaryota, Metazoa, Chordata, Actinopteri, Acipenseriformes, Polyodontidae.